ACCCCCGCCCCUGGCCCAUCUCCCCGCCUCCCGAAGCCCAGGCCAAGGCGGGGAUUUGGACCAUGCUGGGGGCGGAGCUUACGGGGCAAGAUGGCGGCCGCCAGGUCCUUGUCGCUAACGGCCGCGGCGUUCAGGGCGGUCAUUCCUUGGCGCCGGGGCAGGCUCCUCGCGUCCUCUCCCGGGCUUUGGACCCGGUGGGAAGCGACGUCCUCCGUUCCAGAGGCUGGCGAGGGACAGAUCCGCCUCACGGACAGCUGCGUCCAGAGGCUUCUGGAAAUCACCGAAGGGUCAGAAUUCCUCAGGCUGCAAGUGGAGGGAGGUGGAUGCUCCGGAUUCCAGUACAAAUUUUCACUGGAUACAGUUAUUAACCCCGACGACAGGGUAUUUGAACAGGGUGGGGCGAGAGUGGUGGUUGAUCGCGAUAGCCUGGCCUUCGUGAAAGGGGCCCAGGUGGACUUCAGCCAAGAACUCAUCCGAAGCUCAUUUCAAGUGUUGAAUAACCCCCAAGCCCAGCAAGGCUGCUCCUGUGGGUCAUCUUUCUCUAUCAAAAUCUGACACAGUGACAGAUGACCUUGGGAUUGCCCCCAGUUGUACCAGUGUGAAAAACCUGGGAACAGAAUUCUGGAGAUUUCUUUCUUAUCAUGUCCCAUUCUCACUUUAUUUAAUUUAAUUUAAUCCAGGAGUGUUUUAUUUUUACCACUAUUAAUUAUGGAACAUGAAGCUUUUACUCUUGGCCACAACACUCUCCCCUUCCCUGGCACAAUGUUAAGGCCAAGGCCAAGUGCUGUUACCUCAACUUUAAUCACUGGUUGGAACCCAGUAUAAUCUGUAGCACUUCCAAGACUCCAAAGUUUGGAGUUAACUUCUCUACCUUCAGAAUUGUUUGUAUAUAUGUGUAUAGCUAUGUAUAAAGCAUCAUCUUGAACUAUU
Messenger RNA from Peromyscus maniculatus bairdii (prairie deer mouse), 930 nucleotides. It is a transcript of the gene Isca2, whose product is annotated as iron-sulfur cluster assembly 2. Gene Ontology annotation, molecular function: 2 iron, 2 sulfur cluster binding; 4 iron, 4 sulfur cluster binding; iron ion binding. NCBI's taxonomy places the organism in Eukaryota, Metazoa, Chordata, Mammalia, Rodentia, Cricetidae. The record is from RefSeq and is a predicted model, not a curated record. Gene Ontology annotation, biological process: iron-sulfur cluster assembly. Gene Ontology annotation, cellular component: mitochondrion.